AUGUAUCAUUGCACUUUUGAAGAUAUGACUCUGCACGUCGACUCAGUCGCCGGAGAGAAGGUUGACGGGGUCGAAGAGAAGGAGGACUUGAGGUUGUCCAUGUCCUCAAAGGAAACGAGCGAACAUGAUCUUGCACCCGUGGACUCUCAACCUGAAUCGACCGAGACAGGAGAUGCUUGCAUUGGAUCAGGCUCCGAGAAAAAAUCCAAGGGAAAAAGGAUUGAUUUUACCAGAGAGGUUGCAGGUACUAGAACGGAAAGCGUUGAUGAAAGCUGUGGCAGCGAAGACUCCCUACCGGUGACAGCAUUACAUGCAUUAUCACCACGACGCGCCCUCACAUCAACCACUACAUUACAUAGCACAUACACCGUGCACGAUUACGCAGACUUCAACGGUGCCAAAGAGCGACGCCGACCGAAACUCAUGAGCCGCCUGAGGUCCCAGGCGAGCAGUAAACCUGCCGUCCGACCAGCCGACUUCCAGCUCCCUGUUGAGGAGCCAGAGAAGCGAUUCGUCGAUGACAUUGGGAUGAUAUUCCCCGGGGUCAGCGAUCGAGCCCAGUGUCCUCAGUCUCGGCCACAUCAUGUGUCUACUUUCCGACUAUGCGAGCCCAUUGAGUACAGUACGCCACUGGCAGACCACGGCGUUACUUUUGCGGAUUAUAAUCGCCUGAUUGAGCUCCUGGCAAAUUUCUUGCAAAAUUCAUCAACCGAGGAUCCGAGGAGAGAUAGUGGCAAUGCGUCCUUGAGCUCGGCAUCCAUGCCAGCGGCCGGGAUGAAGCCUAAGCAGACUGAGAAGACUGAAAAGCGGUCAGUCGCGUAUGAGAGUUUCUUCGACGUUACCGAGCAUUUCGGAAGGGACAGAAACCAGGCUGAUUCUCUCAAUCAGCUGCUGGAGGAGGUUACCUUUGCCCUACAGGAAAGAGGUGUUCCAGUGGUUAUCUGCGUCAGCUCUUACUCGCUCUUCGCCCCAUCUCGCAUAUCAGAGGCACACGUACAGAUCCUCCAUGUGACUCCUAAACAGCUCAAGGAGAGCCAAUCUACCCUUCGAACUUCUCGAACUUUCUCCGUGAGGAGUAGUUGGCGUGUGGGCCAGCGACUGUCCUUUAUGCGUCCCCCUCCGCCCUUGCCAUCUGAACAACCAUGUGCACGCCCACGACCUACGGCAGAACCAGAACCGAGAGCAGACAGUGAACAAGUCGCCGACGCGUAUCCUUCCCCAAGGAGACCAUUCAACCGUUCUCAAUCCCGCGACCAGUCCCAACCCUACCCUCUCUGGCCCAACGCCAUCCCCUCGCGCAUGCGCGAAACCAUGCACGCCAACCUAGAAAGAUACGGCACAGACCCCUAUUUCCGCGCCUGGAUGCGUGCAAACAUAGACUCCGGCACACAAUCCAGCACUAGCUAUCAAGCAUACCUGACCGAGACGGCAGGCAACCUCUUCACCACCAAGCGCCUCGACUACCUCGACACCGCCGUACGAAAACCCUCCCUCCUAAGAAAAACAGACCGCACCUCAAAUGGCAAAGACAACAACCCCGUACGAAACCACCCCCACCGCAGCGAAAAAUCAAACACCACCGUAAACCGCGCGCGCUACGAACACAACCGCACCCUCGAAUGCCGCAAAGCCACCGAAACCAGCUCCCGGCUCAGACUCGUCCGCUUCGCCUUCCGCCACCCCAUCUACCCACCCCAUACCCCGGAGAUGCAAAGCCUGGGCCUAACCCGCCCGCUCUACCAGAGCAUCCUGCGCGACAUUCACAGUCUGCAUGAGACGCUGCAGGGCCGCAGCAAGUGCCCGUUCGUGGGGCCCCUGCGGCACGCGCUGGAUAAGGUGUGGCAACGGAGGACGGACGAGGCGUGCCAGCCGGAGUUGAGGGCAUAUGUGCGGCGGUUAAAUGCGCGGCAUCGGCGGGUGGUGUGGACGGUGGAGAGGGUGCCUGGGGUGUAUGAGCGUGGGGGGGUUGGGGGGCGCGAGGAGUGGGAGGUUAGUGCGUGGAAGUGUGAGGAGCCGUUGGAGUUGCUGGUGGAUUUGGAGAGGUGGGGGAUUGUGGAGAAGAGGGUCACGUUGGGAGAGUGA
Molecule: messenger RNA, 2082 nt
Organism: Plenodomus lingam JN3
Lineage: Eukaryota; Fungi; Ascomycota; Dothideomycetes; Pleosporales; Leptosphaeriaceae
Source: RefSeq, a predicted model, not a curated record